AUGAUCUAUAGCGCUAUUGUCCGAUUUCCAAUCGAUACCGUCGACUUCGAUGAUAUUGAGUCGACGGCGAGCGCGUCGUCGACCGACUCAUCAGCAUCGCAGAAAGCGUUUCUCGAAAUCCUAGACCGAGAAGCUCCAGCAAAGGAAUUCGCCCAGGUCAAAAAAGAGGCGAAGCAACGUAAACCAAGUGAUCAGCCUGUCUGGCCAGAGUCAUACUAUGCAUGGGUUGCUAACAUUUCCACAAGUGCCAUUUGUCUAGAUCCUUUGAAAACCGAGCAAUGCGUUCGCCGGCUAUGUUGCGGCCAUGUCUUCCAUUCGAGCUGCAUUGUUCCGUGGUACCUGCGCAAACACUACCUUUGCCCCCUUUGCACUUUGCCGUACAUCACCUCGGAGUGCGAGGGGUCCGAGCAUAGUAUAGUAGAGACUUGA
Messenger RNA from Clonostachys byssicola, 429 nucleotides. NCBI's taxonomy places the organism in Eukaryota, Fungi, Ascomycota, Sordariomycetes, Hypocreales, Bionectriaceae. The record is from the annotation of a GenBank genome assembly.